CUUAAGCGAAGGGAACCCUCAAAAUUGCGUACUCGCCUCCAGCCCUGCCCACCCCUCCUCCACUCCCAACUCUUUCCAGCUCUCUCUCUACGCCAGUUCGUGGCCAGUCGCCGCCGUCUUCUCUGAAAUCCGACAGUCGGAGAGGCCAGAGGUUAUGAGAGAAUGGCCGCUAGUGGUUUGAAGGGCAUUUUGGCUACUGUAGUUACCGUUGGAGUAACUGAAGCAAGGGCAAGGAUAUUUGGGCAUGUUAUUAACCCAACUGGCCAGAGAUCUUCCCACAAGAUCUUACGCAAGAAGCUCAUUGGUGAGAAAGUUUCUCAAUGGUAUCCACAUGAUAUCACAAAAGAUGAUCCUCUUAUCAUGGCUCGAAAAGAACAAGAGCGCUUAUCAAGACUUGAAAUGUUGAAACGUCGAGGAAAGGGACCACCUAAAAAGGGUCAAGGCAAGCGUGCUUCUAAACGUAAAUAGAAGUAAGAUCUUGAUGUUCUGAUAAAAUUGUUUCUCAACUAGUCUUUUGAAUGAAAGACUGCUAAAAGGAGCAUUUAAGAAUUUUAUUUUGAUGCAAUAACAUAAGAAUUUUGACGUUUCUAUUUGAAUCUUAUCUUACCACAUGUUUUCCCCGACUGUAGUGAAAAAUUAGUGCAAUAUGUAAUUUCUAAGGGAUUUCUGUAAGGUAAGAAUUCAAGUUCGCACGUAUUUAUUAUCAAGCCCUUUAGCCGA
Molecule: messenger RNA, 720 nt
Organism: Humulus lupulus (European hop)
Lineage: Eukaryota; Viridiplantae; Streptophyta; Magnoliopsida; Rosales; Cannabaceae
Exons: 3
Coding region: 163-468 (101 amino acids)
Cellular component (GO): mitochondrion
Source: RefSeq, a predicted model, not a curated record